GCCUUGUACGUUCCGUGAACUACGGUGGCUCGGAAGGGGCCGGGGCUCGCUCGAAUGGCGGUGCGAAAGCAGAGUGGCUUCAGUCAGAUCCCUGGCAGGUUUUAUUGAAGAAACAGAGAUUCAUCCCAUUUCUAAGAUUAAUAUUUACAAUUUGGAUUUGUCGACUUUCUUGUAAGAUAUAUAUGGCAAUCAAAAUGAAAGCUGUCUUUGAAGUUUUAGAACAAUUAUACCGGAAGGUACUUCUUGGAGCCACACUUGAAAAUGACAGCCAUGAUUACAUCUUUUAUCUCAACCCAGCAUUUUCAGAUCAAGAUUGCUCUACAACCACCUCCUCAGACUGCUCAAACAUCCUUGAUGUUCAGGGCAAGCAUCAGCCAUCCUCUGUGAAUUUGGCUACCCCUUCUGUAGCACCUGUGUGUUUGCAGAGACAUUUUCAGUUGAGCAGUACCCGAGAAAUAAUGCUCCUUCAGUUAACAGUGAUCAAAGUGAUGAUAACCAGAAUAUUAUCUGUCGAAACUGAAUUGCAUGCUAAGGAGAAAUAUAAAGAUAUAAUUAAAAUUCUUUUAAAAUCAUCUGACAUCGAUUCUAAAUUAACCUGUAUGUUCCAAACCUCGGAUAAAUUGUUAUCUCACAUGGCUGCAAAGUGCCUUGCACUACUUCUGUAUUUCCAACUGAAGGAAAAGAUAACAUUGAGUAAUUCCUGGAUUUCUUUCUGCCAAAAAAAUCUUUCUGAAUAUUCUGAAAGUGAUAAAGUAGUAUACUGCCUCUGGAUGCUUACCUUUGUAAUAAAAGAAAUCUUUAAAGAUACAUGUUCACAAAAGACAGAAAUUCUAAAGCAGUUCCUGACUCCUUUUGACACUAUUUUUGAAGUCUUUUACAAUUCCUUAUUUUCUCAGCAUUUUGAAAACCACCAAGAUACUUCUAAACUAAUAAAUAGCUUGAUAUGUUUCCUGGAAUUGCUUGAACUUCUUAUAGCCUCCAGAAUCCACCUGAAGUUACAUUUCACUUGCCAGAGGAUUUUAUUUUUGAAACCUUCUUGCGUGUUCGACGUUAUUACCUGGCCUAUUCAGGCUUUUGUCAAAAGGAAAUUCAUCAUAUUCAUCAAAAAGUGCCUUCUCUGCAAAGUGGGUGAAGACCUUUCUCGGGGAUCUGUCCCUACCUUCAUGGCACCAGAUCAUCCUUUAGAUGUGGACCUGUUGGCUUUGGCUGAUGCUGUUUUGCAAGCUGUGGAUUUGGGCUUGUUGAGGACACUGUCUGUCUAUGGAAAACCUUCCUGCUUUGGAGGCGAUGAAGUCCAACCUGGAUGUGAGUGUGUCCCUGGUCCAGAUCAUGUGAUCCUUAGAGCAGCGAGCUUACUUAUCAUUAGAUCCUUAGAAAUCAAGUUUCAAAAUGGUGCUUCAGCAAAUGAAAUGAAAGUUGAUUUACAGAGGUUCAUGUCUGAGUUACUGACCUUCUUAAAGCCUCACCUUCAGCCCUCUCUGCAAUCACACAAUCUUUGUGAGUGGUUGUCUAGGGUCUUCAUAGAACAAGACGAUGAUAUGCUGGAGGCUGCCAAAACAGCAAUGGGCAUCUACCUGAAGUUGACCAGAGAAUGUGAAGCUACUGAAAGCUUGACCCAAGAAAAAGAAAUGUGGAACCAUCACACACAUGAAAAUGGCUAUAAUCCACACUGUAUUUUUUUAUUCUUACUAAAAAAUAUAGGAUUUGAUUCUACAGUUCUUCUUGAUUUUUUGAUUUCAUCAGAAACCUGUUUUCUUGAAUAUUUUGUUAGAUAUUUAAAAUUAUUGCAAAAAGACUGGGAUAAUUUUUUCACCAUUUGCAAGUACUUUGAUAUAACUGAAUCUAAAGAUAACAUAAAUAUUUGUUGUUGUAUCUCCUCACUUGUCCAAGACAGAAGCAGCAACCAAACAGAACCUAGUCCUUUGGCUGUUCUUGGUAAUCACAGAGAUGCUCAUGCUUGGGUCUCCUGGGCUUCUGAAGCUUCUUCUGAACCACUGAACCACGUUGUGAUGUCUGAGGAGGCCCAGGCCACACUCCAGGCUAAUAGUCUGUCUCCCCCACGAACUUCUCAAAGUCUGGUAGAUUAUGAAACCUCUGAUGAUUCUGAAGAAGAAUCCACAGGCCAGCGUUUAGCAAACAGUAGACUAAUAUCUUUACACCAAGAAGCAAUGAAGAAAAUUCAGGACACAGUUGGAACAAGUAGGGAUAAAAAAGAACUUAGCCUGGAGUCUCAGUCAAGGUCUCUGGUUUCCAAAGAAUCUAAUACUCCCUUCUCUGUUGAUUGUGACAUAGGCCCAAAUAACAUUGCUUCUAAAGUGGGAAUAUCUCACAGAACAGUAAAGUGCUUUGAAGAGCUACAAGGUGCCAUUUAUCGUUUGCAGAAGAAAAAUCUGUUCCCAUAUAAUCCAACAGCACUUUUGAAGUUGUUAAAACAUAUUGAGACAAUAUAUAAUAGAAGUAUGACUCCUUUGUAAAACAGGAACUGGUUUUCCCUAAUAUAAUUGUGCCUUAAUGAGAUAACAGUAAAAAAAAAAAAAAACUUCAAAAGGGUUUUCUAACAUGCCUUUCCUUUGCCUUUUGGAAGCUGCCUA
This is a messenger RNA of Balaenoptera musculus (blue whale), 2591 nucleotides long. RefSeq names its product lines homolog 1 (gene LINS1). The record is from RefSeq and is a predicted model, not a curated record. Bases 183 to 2474 code for a protein of 763 amino acids. Lineage: Eukaryota; Metazoa; Chordata; Mammalia; Artiodactyla; Balaenopteridae. The transcript is spliced from 7 exons.